Messenger RNA from Akanthomyces muscarius, 1164 nucleotides. RefSeq lists its product as uncharacterized. The transcript is spliced from 2 exons. Bases 1 to 1164 code for a protein of 387 amino acids. The record is from RefSeq and is a predicted model, not a curated record. Lineage: Eukaryota; Fungi; Ascomycota; Sordariomycetes; Hypocreales; Cordycipitaceae.
AUGUUUGAACAGAAAGGAGCACGAAGCGGGCGGCGAACCAUUUUGAUGGUGGCAUCGACGACCAUGGCCGCAUUGUACGCCCUCACGUGGAUCGCCAGCCUGCGAUUCAGCUUCGGCCCAGCGCAACUCCAUCACGUCGGAUUUAAAAACCUACAGGGAGUGUCCAGCCGGGACGACGACCGCAUAAAAAAUCGGACGCUUGGCUUUGAAAAGAUUAUAGCGAUCGGGCUACCAGAGCGAUCCGACAAGCGCGACGCCCUCUCGCUGAUGGCAUCGCUGAGUAACGUGGACAUUGAUUGGGUUGACGGUGUGAAAAUGUCUGCCCUGUCGGCUAAAUCGGCUCCCUUUGGCAUUAAUUUUACUGCUAUGGAGGACAAUUUUCUUGCAAGCUGGAGGUCGCACAUGAACGCUAUAAGACAAAUCGUCGAAUCAGGUGUAUCGUCCGCACUCAUCAUGGAAGAUGACAUGGACUGGGAUGCACACGUCAAAACGCAGCUGACUGGUGUUGCUCACGGCGUUCACCAUGUCCUGAAUGAACAGUCAGGCCGACUGCACUCCCCGUACGGAGAUGCGUGGGAUCUCCUCUGGCUUGGUCAUUGCGGCGAGCCCUUCCCAGAAACCCUUGAAGAGAACGCAGGUCUUGACGACGAAGCCAAGGAAAAGAUGUCCAGCAAGUACCUGAUCCACGACGAUUGGACCGUUCCACCAUACGAAAACGUGUCACACCUUGUCGAUUGGACAGCCUUUCCCGCUGGUACUAGGGUAAUUCACAGAACCGCUGCCCCCAUUUGCUCAUUUGCGUACGCAAUUACUCAGCGCGCGGCUCGAAAGAUUCUGUAUUCGCUGAGCGUCGACGGGCUGCACAUGGCGUUCGACAACUCUCUCGCCCAGCUCUGCCGCGACUCUGCGUACGACAUGGGACGAGAUACAGAUACCAGCUAUAAGCUGCAGUGUGUCAGCGUAAAUCCAACAAUUAUGUUCCACCACCGGCCAAAAGGCAGCGUGACUGGCGACAGCGAUAUUCAGAGUUAUGGAGGCGAUGGUAGCAUGCGGGACCAAGGCUACACAGAAGCUGUCAAAUGGAGCAUGAGGCUUAAUUUAAAGAACAUACUUCUGGGUAAGGCAUUAGAGCCGCAAAUGGGACCGGGGUUUGAAGAUCAAUAA